This is a messenger RNA of Cercopithifilaria johnstoni, 222 nucleotides long. The record is from the annotation of a GenBank genome assembly. NCBI's taxonomy places the organism in Eukaryota, Metazoa, Nematoda, Chromadorea, Rhabditida, Onchocercidae.
AUGCCUUAUAAACGUUAUCCGCAUGAUUUCUAUCCACCAUUUGCGCCCGGUAUGAUGUAUAUCAUACCAUUAGAAGCAUUCCGGAAAAUAUGGCGAACAUUACCGAUAGUUAUAUGGUUAAGAUUAGAAGAUAUCUUUUAUACCGGUGUUGUUGCUGAAAUUGCAGGUGUUAAACGGAUUAAUAUCAAUUUCAUGUAUUCCGCAGAUAAUAUUCAGGUAUAA